GUAAUAAAACCUUGGAAGUACGACCCUUAGCUGUUGAUAAGGCAACCGCAGUUCGUGCCAUUAUGAAAGAUAUACAGUUUACACAGGAUGAAGUAGAUUUUGUACUCUGUAUUGGCGAUGGACAAACCGAUGAACCGGUAUUUACCUUACUGAAAGAAAAUUUUAAUGAUUGUUUUACGAGUACUGUCGAAAAGAAACAAACAGAGGCUAAUUAUUACCUUGAGAACAUUUCGGAGGUCCAACAAUUGUUGGAAAAAUUGGCAUCUGACUUAUAA
This is a messenger RNA of Racocetra fulgida, 275 nucleotides long. Lineage: Eukaryota; Fungi; Glomeromycota; Glomeromycetes; Diversisporales; Gigasporaceae. The record is from the annotation of a GenBank genome assembly.